ACAAAAAGAAAACUCCAGCAAGCCAAACCCACAUACCUUCCUUCCAAGCCAUCCAAAGCACCCCAUUCACUUCUCAACUCAAUAGUACACAAGCACAAGCACAAGCACAAGCAAAGCAAAGAGUAGUAUAACCCAAGAAACACUCAAUUCCUCUCUUUUCACACAAACAAACUCCAAUUCCAUUCCAAACCCACAACUCAAAUAAAUCCACAAACCAGAGAAAUGCCAGAAACAGAUAAUAUUAGCUCCUCAAAACCCCCACAAAUCUCCGAAAUGUUCACAAAAUUUGCUCAGGCUUUCAAGUCCAAGACCUUCGAAUUCUUCACGGAAAUCGAACCCAUCGACGAUUCUGAUGGGUACUCACUACUUGACUCAGCUGAAGAAGUCAUCACAGACCAGAAAGUCGUGGUGAUCAAGCCUGACCCAACUCGUCAAGCUCCCUCUUUUGGGAUAGAGCCAACACCGCCACCAUCAGCGAUAACAAGGCCAUGGAGUCAGACCCAGAUGAAAACUGUGGAUACCCAGGUGAGCCAGACACUGAUUUCGUCGGUUUUCGCUACGGUUUCGUCGUUUGAAGCUUCGUACUUUCAGUUACAGACAGCCCACGUUCCGUUUGUUGAGGAAAAUGUGAAGGAAGCGGAUAGAGCUUUGGUCUCACACCUGCAUAGGUUGUCUGAGUUCAAGCAAUUCUACAAGGAUUUAGUGAAGAACCCGGAUUUUGAUGCUGAUUUGGGAAUUGGGUCUUGCUUGGAAGCUCAGGUGCAAGAGAAUCAGAGCAAGUUGCGGAUACUUGGGACCGUUUCGAACCGGUUACAGUCGGAGAUUGAUCAGAAAGACAACGAGGUUUUGGCUCUGAAGAAGAAGCUGGGUGAGAUUCGUAAGUCUAAUUUGAAGUUGUCCAAGAAGUUGUCUGGUAAUUUCGAUUCAUCUUGUGAGGUUUUUUUGUCUGUUAGAGUAUUUGAUUCUGUGUUACAUGAUGCUUGUAGAGCAACACAUAGGUUUACUAAGAUUUUGAUUGAAUUGAUGACAAAAGCUAUGUGGGAUUUGGAUUUGGCUGCCAAUUCUGUUUAUUUGGAUAUUGAGUAUGCGAAAAAGGGGCAUAAUCGUUAUGCGUUUUUGUCGUAUGUUUGUUUAGGGAUGUUUAGGGGAUUUGAUUUAAAAGGGUUUGGAUUGGGUGAGAAUGAUAUUGUGUGUAAUGGGCAUGUUUUGAAUUCGGAAAAGAAUGGUACUUCUAUGAAGCAAUUACUCGAGCAUGUAUCGAGCAAUCCUAUGGAGUUGCUAAGUAUGAAUCAGAGUUGUGAUUUUUCAAAAUUUUGUGAGAAUAAGUAUCAAGAGCUUGUCAACCCCACCAUGGAAUCGUCAAUUUUCAGUAAUUUGGCCCAUAAAGAAGUGAUAUUGAAUUCAUGGAAAUCAUUGAGUGUGUUCUAUGACUCGUUUGUUAGAAUGGCUAGCUCAAUAUGGACACUACAUAAGUUGGCAUUUUCGUUUGAUCCUGUGGUUGAGAUUUUUCAAGUGGAGAGAGGUGUGGAUUUCUCGAUGGUGUACAUGGAAGAUGUCACAAGGAGAUGUAUAUUGCCAGGUAAAACUAGAGCAAAGGUGGGGUUCACUGUGGUUCCAGGUUUUAAAAUCGGAAGGACAAUAAUUCAAGCACAGGUUUAUUUAAAUGGCUUGAAAUGUACAGAGUUAGGAGUUGAUGAAGUUGCUAAUUGUGGGAAUGGUAGUGAACAAGACAGAUUUAUUAGGUAAUCCAAAAUAGGUUGUUUUCGUUUUGGUUUUCAGGCUUGGUUUGCUGGUCAAAAUUUAGCGAUUGAAUUCCACGAAAUCAAUGUUGGAGGUUCUAUAUCAAAGAAUGAUGCCUGUCUUACAAAGCUCAAGAAGGAAACUGUGGAAAUACACACUCAUAAAUACAAGCUUCUUGCUACGAUACUGAAGUGGGAGUUACUAUGGUACAGCAACUCUUUCAGCUAUCUUGUGAUAUGUAGCUAUAACUCUAUCUGGUUUCUGAAUUCGGUUUUCCUUUCUUGUAUGUUAAGUCUUUUAUAGAGUAAACUGUAUAGAGCCUUUUUCUUUCUCUCCCCCUCUUUUUGUGUUCAUUUGACACAAAUACGUCGUGAAAUUGUGUAUCUUAAUCAGUGACUCUAACAAAUAAUUAUAGUGUUUUGACUUUCAAUUGUAAAUUGUUAC
Messenger RNA from Quercus lobata, 2184 nucleotides. RefSeq names its product protein GRAVITROPIC IN THE LIGHT 1-like. NCBI's taxonomy places the organism in Eukaryota, Viridiplantae, Streptophyta, Magnoliopsida, Fagales, Fagaceae. The record is from RefSeq and is a predicted model, not a curated record. Bases 223 to 1746 code for a protein of 507 amino acids. Gene Ontology annotation, biological process: response to red or far red light; negative gravitropism. The transcript has a single exon.